UCAACAGCACUUUAGUUACCGGAAAAUCUUAAACAAUGAACGAUACAGUGAUACAGAAAGCAAUCGAACAUGUCUCAACUUUGACAUUCGGUCGAACGGAUAUGAUCGUGUUCAUAUUGCUUCUAAUGCUAUCGCUUGGGGUCGGGGUGUACUAUGCUUGGUGCGGUAGAACUUCAGAUACCACGGAUGAGUAUCUGCUGGCAGAGAGGAAACUCAAAGUCAUCCCUGCAGCGGUAUCCAUCCUAGCAAGUAAGAUAUCAGCGACGACAGUAAUGCUUCUUCCGGUCGAAAUUUAUACAUCGGGGGUACAGUAUGUUGUGACGGUGCUGGGGAUGUUCAUAGCGGUGUUAGUUAUGGUUUAUGUCGUGACCCCAGUUUAUUAUGCGUCAAUCAAUCGGAAUUGCUAUGAGUAUUUGGAGCUGCGGUUCGAUAAGAAAACUAGGCAGGUGGCAACUGUAUCUUUUCUUAUAACCGUCUACCUACUCAUGCCAGUUGUUUUGUUCAUCCCUUCGUUAGCCUUUUCUCAAGUCAGCGGCAUUAAUGUUCACACAAUAAACGGAAUGGUUUCCGCAAUCUGCGUGAUAUAUACAAUGCUGGGCGGAGUCAAAGCUGUAGUCUGGACAGAUUUCAUUCAAGGAAUGGUGAUAGUUGGAUCCGCUUUUAUAAUUGCAAUUUCGGGAGUUCAUAAAGUUGGAGGACUUGGCGAAGUUUUUACCCGUGCCAGUGCAGGUGGUCGUCUCGAUAUAUUUAAUUUUUCACUUGAUGUUACAGUCAGAGUUACAUUCUGGAGCGCUUGCUUCGGCGGAAUGAUUGUAUGGUUCGGUUUUUUGGGCAUCAACCAAUCCUGCGUCCAAAGGGUGAUCGCCUUGCCAUCUUUAAAGCAUGCCAGAAAUACAUUGUGGAUAUUUUUCGUUGGGUUCUGUAUCAUCACUGGAUUAUGCUGCUUCAAUGGGAUGGUUAUGUAUGCCAAGUACCACGAUUGUGACCCAAUUACUUCAAAGCAAGUGACUAAAGCGGAUAAAAUGAUGCCAUUUUUUGUACAAGAUAUUCUGGGUCAUAUUCCAGGGAUGGCUGGGCUUUUCAUAUCCUGCGUAUUCAGCGCUGGAUUGAGUACCCUAUCUGCAAAUAUCCACUCCCUAUCUGGGGUGGUCUACUUUGAUUACAUUCGCCCAUUCAUCAAUCACACAGAACAUAAGGCGAAUAUUAUUAUGAAAUCAUUGGUUUUCGUCACUGGAUUCUACUGCAUCGGAGCGGGAUUUCUAGUGGCUAAAUCGCCGUCUAUACUCCAAUUGAAUAUAACAUUGGCCAGUAUUGCUCAAGGAACAAUGGUUGGAGUUUUCUUGUUGGGGAUGCUGUUCCCUCGGGCAAAUUCGAUAUCUGCCUUCAUUGGAAGUAUCACAAGUUUAUCGAUAAUGGCAUGGAUAAUUAUUGGAGCGCAAAUCAAGCAAUGGCAGGGGAAGGUUUUGCAGAAGAUGUUGCCACUUCGGGUAGAUGGAUGUCCUGCCACAAAUGCUACCACUUUAGUUGACCAAUUCAUAUCGUUAACGACAACCCCUCGCUCAGUCAAUUCUCACUUUGAGGAAGGCUUCUCUGUGUUCAAAUUAUCCUUCAUGUGGUUUGCGUUACUUGGAGCCUUGAUAGUUUGGAUUGUUGCGGUCCCAUUAAGUUUUAUUAUUGGGAAAAAUGACACGAACAAAUUGAAUCAAAAUCUAAUAUCGCCGGUGGCUCGCUUUAUGAUUCCAAAGGAAUAUCGAUGCGAGGAGGUGCCCCAAGACGAUAUUUGUAAGAAGAUUGAAUUGAAAUCAGUAGAAUAAAUAAAAUUAGAACUGAUAUCCCA
Messenger RNA from Hermetia illucens (black soldier fly), 1837 nucleotides. RefSeq names its product sodium-coupled monocarboxylate transporter 1-like. The record is from RefSeq and is a predicted model, not a curated record. Bases 36 to 1814 code for a protein of 592 amino acids. Gene Ontology annotation, biological process: transmembrane transport; sodium ion transport. Gene Ontology annotation, cellular component: membrane. The transcript is spliced from 11 exons. Gene Ontology annotation, molecular function: symporter activity. NCBI's taxonomy places the organism in Eukaryota, Metazoa, Arthropoda, Insecta, Diptera, Stratiomyidae.